This is a messenger RNA of Molossus molossus (Pallas's mastiff bat), 459 nucleotides long. RefSeq names its product regulator of G protein signaling 21 (gene RGS21). The transcript has 4 exons. Bases 1 to 459 code for a protein of 152 amino acids. NCBI's taxonomy places the organism in Eukaryota, Metazoa, Chordata, Mammalia, Chiroptera, Molossidae. The record is from RefSeq and is a predicted model, not a curated record.
AUGCCGGUGAAAUGUUGUUUCUACAGGUCACCAACAACAGAAGCAGUGGUGUGGUCCGAGAACAUGGACACUCUCUUAACAGACCAAGCUGGUCUGGAUGCUUUUCGAACGUUUCUAAAAUCAGAGUUUAGUGAAGAAAAUGUUGAGUUCUGGCUCGCCUGCGAAGACUUCAAGAAAACAGAAAGUGCAGAGAAAAUCGCUUCCAAAGCCAAGAUGAUUUAUUCUGAAUUCAUUGAGGCUGACGCCCCUAAAGAGAUUAACAUUGACUUCAGUACCAGGGACCUCAUCUCGAAGAAUAUUGCAGAACCAACUCUCAAAUGUUUUGAUGAGGCUCAGAAGUUAAUCUAUAGCCUCAUGGCCAAGGAUUCUUUCCCUCGAUUUCUCAAGUCUGAGAUUUAUAAGAAACUCGUGGAUAGCAAACAGGUUGCAAACCAUAAAAAAUGGCUCCCUUUCUUGUAA